Mycena indigotica is the source of this 1473-nucleotide messenger RNA. RefSeq lists its product as uncharacterized. The transcript is spliced from 2 exons. The coding region runs from base 1 to 1473 and encodes 490 amino acids. The record is from RefSeq and is a predicted model, not a curated record. NCBI's taxonomy places the organism in Eukaryota, Fungi, Basidiomycota, Agaricomycetes, Agaricales, Mycenaceae.
AUGUCCACAGGCACGAAUGACGCACCUGCCCAGCUGCGCCGGAAGCUGGCCGAAAUCGAUGCAAACAUCGACAACAUGCGCGCUUCCUUGACCGCAGCGUAUGCGGCACGUCGCUGCAUUAUUGCGUGUCUGCGGCAGGUCACGUACGCGGGAAUUCUGUCGGUCCCAAUGGAGCUCACGGCAGAGUUCUUCGGGCACUGCGUGGAGGAGUUCACCAUUGGCGGUCGGUCUCCCAGUGACACAGGCACCUCCCCCCUCGUGCUUGCGGCGGUUUGUAGCGAAUGGCGUCGCAUCGCGGUCGGCCUUCCCCGCAUCUGGUCGCGAAUCGGUCUCCGCCAGGCGAAGUUGAGCGACAAGCAGGCAAGGCUGCUGGAGCUCUGUCUCGCACGAUCGCGGGGCCAUUCUUUGGAGGUGUCUUCAUACAGUCUGACGGCAGAGGUGCCCCUGCAGACGUAUGGAGCAAUAGGAAGAUUGGAAGCUUACACCGGAGCUUUGGCAGAUACUCUGCAGCUCGGAACAGAGAAGCUCAGCUGUCUCCAGAGCCUCACGCUUCAAGGUAUCAGCCCACUUCCCACCCAGGAACCCUUGGACACGUUCGCUGACACUCCAGCGCUUCGGCAUGUCCAUCUUGCCUCUGUUUCGCUGGCGCAAAUCGUGCUGCCAUGGGCGCAAAUCACAAGUUUUACGGUUUCCUACAUCCGUCUCCUCGCGCUGUAUGACUUUCUCCGGAAUAUGCCGCAGCUUCAAACCCUCGACGUUCACAUGCAACGACCAACACUUUCAGACCAGACUGUCCGGCCCGCCCCGUUAUCACUCGCCCUCCUGCAUACCCUUCGAAUCAACGAGCAAUAUUUCGUCUAUGACUAUUCUUGGACGCAGGAGCUUACGGUACCGGCGCUCGCCCAUCUCCAUCUAGGACGCUGGGACAGCAACGGAGACUCGGAGACCUACCUUGACGACCUCCUCAAACGAUCUAAAUGCACGUUGCUCUCUCUAGUAGUUGACUCGCUUGUCACCCACCCUGGCCUGCUGGAAUGGACCCCAGCAUUGACCCACCUGACUGUUCACAACACCAGUUUCGAAAUCGCAAAAGGUCUCCUGGAGAGCAUCAUCGACCCCGUACGCCGCGGAUCCUCCUUGCCUCGCCUGUGCUCCCUUCACAUCACACCUGAGCUUGACGAGCUUCCGCUGGUUCAUGUCGCAAACUGGUACAAUCGCUGCCGCGUGGCGGCCCGGGCAGAGUCGGCGUCGGAGUCGCUCCGCGAUAUUACCAUCGUGUUGCCAUGGCACCCCUCUGAACCGGCGGAGGAGGCCCGGCGCGUGCAGGCCAUCCUGGACCUGCGCAACGCCGCGGGUAAUGCAGAGACUCAUGCGCAGUUCUCCUUUGCAAUACCAGGAUUUUAUCUCUCUUCUCAUAUGUCUCCGAUUGGAAAUUUCGUUGAUGUGGACGAUGAAUGGAUAUAUACUGUGUGA